AUACUGUACAACCCCACCCCAGCUCAGCACCAUUCAGAAUCCGUCCACAAUGCCCGCCCACCAAAUCAUCGACAACCCCGCCGCCCCAGGCCUAUCCUACUACACCCCGGCGCAAUCCCCCCUCGCAGGAACCCACCUCUCCGGCGCCCCCACAAAACUCUUCACCCCGCUAACCCUGCGCUCCCUCCCCCUCCCCAACCGCCUCUUCCUCUCCCCGCUGUGCCAAUACUCCGCGCGCGACGGCCACGCCACAGACUGGCACCUGACACACCUGGGCGGAAUCAUCCAGCGCGGUCCGGGGCUCGCGAUAAUGGAAUCGACGGCCGUUCAGGCGCUCGGCCGAAUCACGCCGCAGGAUCUGGGUCUGUACAGCGACGCCCAGAUCGCGCCGCUGGCGCGCAUUACGGAGUUUGCGCGCGGCCAGGGGCAAAAGAUUGCCAUCCAGCUUGCGCACGCGGGGAGGAAGGCGAGUGCGGUUGCGCCGUGGUUGAGUGCGAAUGCGAUGGCGGUAGCGGAGGUUGGCGGGUGGCCUGGGGAGAUUGUUGCGCCGUCGGCGGUGCCCUUUGAGGAAGGGGUUAAUGCCGUUCCGAGGGCGUUGAGUGCUGAGGAGAUUGGAGAGUUGACUGGGGACUUUGCGAGGGCGGCGGAGCGGGCUGUGCGCGCGGGGUUCGACGCGAUUGAGUUGCAUGCUGCGCAUGGGUAUUUGCUGCAUCAGUUUCUGAGCCCCGUGAGUAAUCGGCGGACGGAUGGGUAUGGGGGGACCUUUGAGAAUCGGGUUCGGUUGCUCCUGGAGGUCUGCGAUGCGGUUCGCGAGGUGGUUCCAGUUGGGAUGCCGCUGUUGGUCCGCGUCAGUGCGACAGACUGGUUCGAAUUUGAUGAGAAGCUCCAGGAGGAGUUUCCAGAGAGCUGGACUGUCGCUCAGACUGUGCAACUCGCCUCACUUCUCGCUGACCACGGCGUCGACCUGUUGGACGUCAGCUCCGGCGGCAUCAACCCAAAAUCAGCCAUCGCGAUCCGCUCGGGCCCGGCAUACCAGGCACAUUUCGCGCAGGAGAUCAAGAAGGCUGUUGGGGACAGGUUACUUGUCUCGGCGGUGGGUGGUAUCAAGACGGGGGCUUUGGCUGAGGAGGUGCUGCAGUCGGGUGUGGACGUCGUGCUUGCGGGACGGUGGUUCCAGCAGAAUCCAGGGUUGGUUCGGGCGUUUGCGGAUGAGUUGGGCGUGAGAGUACGGAUGGCAAGGCAGAUUGAUUGGAGUUUUGAUGGGAGGGGGAAGAAGGGGAAGGAGAGCUCGCUGUAAGUAGCCAUGGAGCUAUUGGCGGCUGUUGACUCCUCUUGUCGGCUAGAGUAUACCUACCUUGAACAAAUCUAAGCACACCAGUUCACACUGGGUGUCAUGGCACCUUUUGAGCCUACUGGGCCAAUGCAAAACCUCCGUACGCGGCUAUUCGUUGGGUAGAACAAAGUUGCCC
Molecule: messenger RNA, 1469 nt
Organism: Aspergillus calidoustus
Lineage: Eukaryota; Fungi; Ascomycota; Eurotiomycetes; Eurotiales; Aspergillaceae
Source: the annotation of a GenBank genome assembly